CUGUGAUGCUGCAGCUCCUGUAGUCUCCUCUCUCAGUCUCCAGUAAACAGCAGUCAUGGCGACAGUGGUCCAACCGCUCACACUGGAUCGAGAUGUUGCCAGGGCCAUUGAGCUGCUGGAGAAGCUGCAGGAGUCGGGCGAUGUUCCCGGUCACAAGCUCCAGUCUCUGAAGAAGGUCCUUCAGAGUGAGUUCUGCACCGCCAUCAGAGAGGUUUACCAGUACAUGCAUGAAACAAUAACAGUCAAUGGCUGUCCAGAAUACCAGGCGAGGGCCACAGCUAAGGCCACAGUCGCGGCCUUCGCAGCCAGCGAAGGUCACUCCCACCCGCGGGUGGUGGAGCUGCCGAAGACGGAGGAAGGGCUCGGCUUCAACGUGAUGGGCGGUAAAGAGCAGAAUUCCCCCAUAUAUAUUUCCCGCAUCAUUCCCGGGGGCGUUGCAGAGAGGCACGGCGGCCUGAAACGAGGGGACCAGCUCUUGUCUGUCAACGGUGUGAGCGUAGAGGGGGAGCACCACGAGAAAGCGGUGGAGCUGCUGAAGGCGGCCAAGGACAGCGUGAAGCUGGUGGUCCGCUACACCCCCAAAGUGCUGGAGGAGAUGGAGGCGCGCUUCGAGAAGCUGCGCACGGCCCGGCGGCGUCAGCAGCAGCAGCUCCUCAUGCAGCAACAGCAACAGCAAAACAUGUCCUCUCAGCAGAACCACAUGUCGUAGGUUUUUCCAAAAGAAGAAGUGACGGAGGGCGGAACAGGCGGAUCCCAAAGACCGUCCGCUUUUGGCGUCGAGUUGAAGAUCCCAAAGGAAUCCCUCCCAUCGCGGAGGAAACCAACAAGCAGAAGACUCUUUUACUCACUCCCUUCCAGUGUACCACGGCUUACUGAGCAAAAACGACGAGAGCGUUUGUCCUGAAAUCGGUGCUUCGAUAAAACAAGUGUGAGGGAGGCCAACAGCGGCAGUCGUUCCAGUUUGACUUUGUAUUCUCUUUUCUAAGUUCUCCUCUCCAGUGGUCCUCUCUUCUACGGAGGCGCCCUUUCUUUCCUCGUGGUCGUUGUCCCGUUUAUCCAUCUCGAUUGCUUACAUCCGUCACGCAGUGGAACCUUUGCCAUUUUCCGCCAUCAUUUGUACAGUGGUGUUUCUUAUCGAUUCUUCAACUGGUGCUUGUGUCUCUGUACGAAUGACCAUUGAUUUCUUUCUCUUUUGACGUGUGCGCGCGUGUCAGACUUGUCCCGUUUUUGGAUAAACUCUUUUUUACCUUCUAUAUUGUAGCAAGAAAAAAAAAAAAGUUUUUGUAUCUUGUAGGUUUAGCAAUAACACACACAAACACACACACUCUUCGGUUUUUACAUCGUGCCACUGAAAUUCACAAACGCGGGAGUUUAUGUGCGAAUAUAAGCCGCUGUAGAGUAAAAACCUGGGUCUUAUGCACUGCGAGGCAGCUUCUGACUCCAAAUCUCUGUGCCAUUUGAAGAGAUUAUCGAUUUACAGGCGGCAUCAACAAUUAACGUGCAAUAACGGCGAUCAAUAAAAGACUUUAUAAGCUACUCCCAAGUGAAAUUUACCUAGAUGGUAUAUAUAGAUAUAGAUAUACAGUGUAUCUUACACAGAUCAAUCCUCUCUGAAAUGUUAACUGCGUCCUGUUUUCCGACAGAUUAACAGAAUGUCGUCAGUUUCCAUUUGAGUAGAACUGAAUGGAUUUAUUUUCCCGGCUAUUUUAUAGUUUACGAGAUGAGAGAUUUAACAUAAAGUUCUAUCGUUCCUUUUAAAUAUUAUGUAGAAGAUUACUGUUAAAUUGAAAAAAAAUAUAUUAUUAUUAUUAUUAUUAUACAACAGAUGGUGAUUCUAGCUCGUGUGGAAACGUCUCCUUCAUUUUGACAAUCAUUGUGAGAGACUGCGUGGAAUGUUUGGCCUUCCUUUCCCUUCCGUAUCUGUAAGAAAAAUCUGUCUUCAUCCGAGUACCUGAACUAUCUGAGUUAAAGUGGUAAUCUGCCAGUCUGUGUUUGCUUUUUUUUCCCUCCAUCUUUGGUGCUAAGCACUCCUUCUUCUUCUUCUUGUUUUCUGCUCCUCACCUCAUUGAUUGUGUUUCAUGUUGACUGUUUGUUUUCCAUUUUCUGACUUUUGCAGGCUUUACCUCGUCUUCACUGCUUUUCUUUUUGGAUUUCUCCCAAACUAGUUAAAAAUCCGAAUGCCAGAAGGUGUUUUACCCUCUCAAGUACACACUAUGUGUUAACAACUGAUUAUUUUUUUCUUUAAAAUCGACACAUAUUUAUUUAAUUUGCAACCUUAUCUGGUAUCACAAUACAUCUAACAGCAGAGCUAAAGCCUCCUCUAUCCAGAUUAUGCGCCCAAAUAACCCGUUAGCAGUGAGGUCUUAUUUGUCAGAUUUGAAAUGACAUCCACUCACACACAUCUCGCUACCCCCCUUUUUCUAUCUUUAAAUCACAGGUACUCUUUCUUAAUUGACUUGCAUUUUUUGAAGCUGAUGGUCCCGUACUUACAGUAAAGGUUUAAAAAGAGAAAAAAAAAAGACAAGAAACUGUUGAUAUGCAAUUGUUAUACAUACUAUAUUUGUAUAAAUAAAUCUAUGUGCUUGUGUACAGUGAA
This is a messenger RNA of Mugil cephalus (flathead mullet), 2596 nucleotides long. It is a transcript of the gene lin7a, whose product is annotated as lin-7 homolog A (C. elegans). The record is from RefSeq and is a predicted model, not a curated record. Bases 56 to 709 code for a protein of 217 amino acids. The transcript has 6 exons. Gene Ontology annotation, biological process: protein localization to basolateral plasma membrane; neurotransmitter secretion; maintenance of epithelial cell apical/basal polarity. Gene Ontology annotation, molecular function: L27 domain binding. Gene Ontology annotation, cellular component: synapse; MPP7-DLG1-LIN7 complex; basolateral plasma membrane. Lineage: Eukaryota; Metazoa; Chordata; Actinopteri; Mugiliformes; Mugilidae.